AUGCCGGUUGUGUCGGACGAUUUGACUGGAUCCCUCAAUUUGAUUACUCAUGGAGACGACUUGGUCAGAUAUGACAGACUUGUUGUUCGCUAUCGCGAACUCAUUCGCGGACUCUGCGCCGUGAUUGAGAUGGAGUGUUUGUCGGAUUACGACUAUAUCAUUGAAAUUUAUGACAGCGCAGUCAACUUGGGACAACGCGUCAUCAACACCGAGUUUCCUUUGGCCACCACCAGCGAGGAUUUUGCGGCAAUAAUCAUUAAAAUGGCGGAAGCAGUGAACCGACUCGAGGCAGUGGAGAGGGUUCUACAAAUGUGUUUCUCUAACAACUUCAUACAACUCCGCUGA
Messenger RNA from Caenorhabditis remanei, 345 nucleotides. RefSeq lists its product as uncharacterized. NCBI's taxonomy places the organism in Eukaryota, Metazoa, Nematoda, Chromadorea, Rhabditida, Rhabditidae. The coding region runs from base 1 to 345 and encodes 114 amino acids. The transcript is spliced from 3 exons. The record is from RefSeq and is a predicted model, not a curated record.